Molecule: messenger RNA, 1091 nt
Organism: Bubalus bubalis (water buffalo)
Lineage: Eukaryota; Metazoa; Chordata; Mammalia; Artiodactyla; Bovidae
Gene: PQBP1
Product: polyglutamine binding protein 1
Exons: 7
Coding region: 246-1037 (263 amino acids)
Biological process (GO): alternative mRNA splicing, via spliceosome
Cellular component (GO): cytoplasm; nuclear body
Molecular function (GO): ribonucleoprotein complex binding; protein binding
Source: RefSeq, a predicted model, not a curated record
CUGUGCUCCCCCAUCCCAACGCUUUGGUUCCUCCCACCCAGCAGUCUUUGAGGGACGUUGGGUGAAACCAUUUUGGGUCGCGGGGGAGCCGCGCUUGGCCCCUUGGGCGAUGGGCGGAGCUUGGGCCUAGGACGGGAACCCGGUGCUGGAGCCACUGGCCUGGAAGAGCAGAGUUGCUGAGAGUGUUGGUGAUAUUGCUGUUUACAACCCCUUCCACCUUUCAGCGGGCCUGUCUGCCAUCCGCUAUGCCGCUGCCCGUUGCGUUGCAGACCCGCUUGGCCAAGAGAGGCAUCCUCAAACAUUUGGAGCCUGAACCAGAGGAAGAGAUCAUUGCUGAGGACUAUGACGAUGAUCCUGUGGACUAUGAGGCUACCCGGCUGGAGGGCCUGCCACCAAGCUGGUACAAGGUGUUUGACCCUUCCUGCGGACUUCCUUACUACUGGAAUGUGGACACAGAUCUUGUGUCCUGGCUUUCCCCACAUGACCCCAACUCUGUUGUUACCAAAUCCGCCAAGAAGAUCAGGAGCAGUAAUGCAGACGCUGAGGAGAAGCUGGAUCGGAGCCAUGAGAAAUCAGACCGUGGCCACGAGAAAUCAGACCGAGGUCAUGAGAAGUCAGACCGCAGCCAUGAGAAGUCAGAGCGGAACCAUGAGAAGUCUGACAGGGACCGGGAGCGUGGUUAUGACAAGGUAGAUAGAGAGAGAGAGCGAGACCGGGACCGGGACCGUGGGUAUGACAAGGCCGACCGAGAAGAGAGCAAAGAACGGCGCCAUCAUCGCCGGGAGGAGCUGGCUCCCUACCCCAAGAGCAAGAAGGCAGCAAGCCGAAAGGAUGAAGAAUUAGACCCCAUGGACCCCAGCUCAUACUCAGAUGCACCCCGGGGCACGUGGUCAACGGGACUCCCCAAGCGGAAUGAGGCCAAGACAGGUGCAGACACGACAGCAGCUGGGCCCCUCUUCCAGCAGCGCCCUUACCCCUCCCCAGGGGCUGUUCUCCGGGCCAAUGCUGAGGCCUCCCGAACCAAGCAGCAGGACUGAACCUCCCCCCACCCCCACCCCCACUGGGGUUUUUAAUAAAAGCUUUUCAGUGGA